Messenger RNA from Ichthyophthirius multifiliis, 378 nucleotides. RefSeq lists its product as hypothetical. The record is from RefSeq and is a predicted model, not a curated record. The transcript has a single exon. Lineage: Eukaryota; Ciliophora; Oligohymenophorea; Hymenostomatida.
AUUUUCAUGAAUGUUUAUAUUUUAUUAUUCAAAGAAAUCAUUUAUGACUAUUUUUUUGUAUUUUAAAUCUUCGAAAUAAUCGAUUAAUAUUUAUUUAUAAUUAUUUUCAUACGAAGUGUUUUUUUCACUAAAAAGUAAUGAAAUAUAUGUUAUUAAUUCCUAAAACUCUUCUUUUUUUUCUAAAUUUUCUAUAUGUGUAAGAUUUUCGAUAAAUUAUUUUUAUUUUUCUAGUAUUUUUUUCGAAAUAUCAAGAUUAAAACCAUAUAUUUUUCUUAAAUUCUCUAUUUUUUUUAACAUAUUAGUCUAUAUUAGUUCUAAAUUGUUUAAAAUUUGAUAAUUUUUUUACUCUAUAUUAGAUAUUAUAUCUGAUAUUUGGUC